Botrytis cinerea B05.10 is the source of this 1003-nucleotide messenger RNA. It is a transcript of the gene Bccyb5, whose product is annotated as Bccyb5. Gene Ontology annotation, biological process: sterol biosynthetic process. Gene Ontology annotation, molecular function: heme binding. The transcript is spliced from 3 exons. Gene Ontology annotation, cellular component: intracellular membrane-bounded organelle; endoplasmic reticulum membrane. The record is from RefSeq and is a predicted model, not a curated record. NCBI's taxonomy places the organism in Eukaryota, Fungi, Ascomycota, Leotiomycetes, Helotiales, Sclerotiniaceae. Bases 255 to 674 code for a protein of 139 amino acids.
GGCAUUAGUUGUUGUCUCAUUUUUUGUGAAUUGCGAACUUCCAAUAAUUCACCGUACUACCCUUCACUUAUUUUCUUGUGCUUAGGACUUCGGAAAAUAAAUAUUUGUCCUUUAUUCUACAAAAGGUUUACCAGAGAUCUUUCGCAGAUCAGGGAAUUGACUCGAGAACGAUUUACGAACACGACAACACUUUCGAGGAUACAGAAAAAGGAAGCAAUAUAGAACGAUUCCAUACUUUACAUACAACAGAAAAGAUGUCGGAAUCAAAGGAAUAUACAUAUGCUGAGGCCGCCGAACAUAAGACCAAGAAGGAUUUGUUUAUGGUUAUUCAUGACAAGGUUUACGAUACUUCCGCUUUUGUUGAUGAACAUCCUGGUGGAGAAGAAGUCCUCCUUGAUGUUGGCGGACAAGACGCAACUGAAGCAUUCGAGGAUGUUGGACACAGUGACGAGGCAAGAGAAAUCCUUGAUGGUUUACUUGUUGGUACUUUGAAACGCAUGCCAGGCGACCCAGCCCCAAAAGCUCCAGCAGCAACUGCCUCUCCAUCUAGCUCCCAAGGCGAAGCCGGUAUGGGUGUCGGUCUCUACGCUAUCAUUCUCAUUGGUGGACUUGCAGCCUUCGGUGCUUACAAGUACAUGUUGACCCAAGAGGGUGCCAUUCCAGUUCAAGCUUAAAUACCCUUUGUAAGCUCGAAGAUUGGGAGUUGGGUGCAAGGAGCAUAGAGUGGAUAUACACAAAUGUGAAGUUUUGAGAACAUUAGAGUGAUGGGCGGGGGAUGUAUAAUUUGAUAUGAAGAACGGGCAUGCAUGCAGAAUCUUUGGCGUGGCGCAUUCAACAUAUUCAAAUUUAUUCUUCAUUCUUCGUAUGUAAGGAUAGGGCUUGCGAAGUUUCGAGGCAGACCUUAUCCUUCUCUUGCGUUUGAUUCAGCAGGAGAUUCAUAGGAAUGGAUAGUUCAUAAUAGAUCGUUUAUUUUACCUUCUUCUGAGAUUCUCUUCUAAUUUCA